UGGGAGUGAACACAUUCACUGGGAGUUUGCAUGGAGAACUGAGCUUUCACCAGCUGCUCACUAGGAACUGGUACCCUCUGCCAAAUCAUCUGACCCACUGGUGAUAUAUAUUGUCGUUCCGAUUCAGAGCUUGUUGAAUCGUGCACUCAGCUGCAGCCAUGAACUACCUGCGCAGGCGUCUCUCGGACAGCACCUUCAUCUCCAACCUACCGAAUGGAUACAUGACAGACCUCCAGAGGCCUGACCCCUCUCCGCCUCCUCCAGCAGCCCCAGCCAAGUCUCCUACUGCUGGGCCUACUCCCCCCGCUACCUCCCCAAAUCCAGAUAGGAAAGCUCAGCCAGCUCAAUCCAGUGGGGCAGGCUUCUUCAGCUCCAUCACCAAUGUAGUCAAGCAGACAGCUGCUUCAGCAGGACUAGUGGAACAGACUACAGUCACGACUCCCAAGAAGUUCAAGAUCCUUCUGGUCAUCGAUGAACCGCAGCAGGAAUGGGCAAAGCUUUUCAGAGGGAAGAAAGUGCAAGGGGAUUAUGACAUCAAAGUGGAACAGGCUGAAUUCAAUGAGAUCAAUAUCGUGGCUCAUGCCAAUGGGACCUGCAACGUGGACAUGCAGGUGCUGAGGAAUGGAACUAAGGUGGUCAGGUCGUUCAAGCCUGACUUUGUCCUCAUCCGUCAGCAUGCCUUCAGCAUGACCCAGAACGAGGACUUCCGUAACCUGAUCAUCGGCCUGCAGUAUGGUGGAAUCCCCAGCAUCAACACCCUAGAGUCCAUCUACAACUUAUGUGACAAGCCCUGGGCGUUUGCUCAGCUAAUAAGCACCUACAAGAAGCUGGGAGCAGAGAAGUUUCCUCUGAUUGAGCAGACCUUUUAUCCCAACUACAAAGAGAUGGUAACCAUGCCAACAUUCCCAGUUGUGGUGAAAAUUGGACAUGCUCACUCCGGGAUUGGAAAGGUGAAAGUGGACAACCACAGUAAGUUCCAGGACAUCGCCAGUGUGGUGGCUCUCACCCAGACCUACACCACCACAGAGCCCCUGAUUGACUCCAAGUAUGACAUCCGCAUCCAGAAGAUUGACAACGACUACAAAGUGUACAUGAGGACGUCUAUCUCUGGUAACUGGAAGACCAACACUGGCUCAGCCAUGCUAGAGCAGGUGGCCAUGACUGACAGGUACAAGCUGUGGGUGGACACCUGCUCUGAGAUCUUCGGGGGGCUUGAUAUCUGUGCCGUGAAGGCCAUCCAUGGGAAAGAUGGGAAAGACUACAUCACUGAGGUGGUGGGCUCAUCCAUGCCCCUGGUAGGAGAGCACCAGGCAGAGGACAGGCAGCUCAUUGCUGACAUGGUGCUGGUGAAGAUGAACCAGCUAGCAGAGAAGCCCCCUGCAAACUCUCCCCAGAGACCCACCACUAUACAGCCAUCUCAGAACGGCGGACCUAAAGACAUGGUAGCUGAGCUGACCACAAAGCCAGGCGCAGGGCGCCCUCCUCAAGGGGGCCCUGUGGAUCUUAAAGGAUCACUACAGCAAAGUCUGAGGCCUGCUCCACAGUCAACCACUAAAGCCUUGGUUAAGGACCCAGGCACAAGGCCCAUCUCCACCACACAGCAGUCCCUGCCUCAGUCAGCCAUUCAGGGCAAGGCAACUACAGGAAACCUGGAGGCGCCACCUCAGCCUGAUAAACCUUUUUCCCCAGGAUGGCACAAUUCCAAACCCCAGGUCCAAACAGAGGCUGCUCCUCAGGCCCAAGGUGAGCCAUCAGCCCAGCCGCAAAGUGAGCCACCUUUUCAAAACCCCGAGAAGGCCUGGAGCCAUGAAGGCCAGCCACCUGUGGAACAAGAAUCAACGGAGGAGAAGACACGGGCACAUCCACAGCUGAAUAAAUCCCAGUCCUUGUCCAGUGCCUUUGGCCUUAAGGAAACAUCCUUUUUUCGCACAGCCAGCGAAGACGUGGCCAAGGCUGAGACCAUCCGCAACUUGAGGAAGUCCUUUGCAAGCCUGUUCUCUGACUAGAGACGGGCUGAUCAAGCAACAGACAGAAGAAAUCAAAAGUGAUGCAUCAAAACUGUUUGUUUCCCUGACCUCUUUGUUCACUGAGCUUUCACCUUCCUCUGUGAUCAUGUUUUCUACCAGUCAGAACAGACUAGGCUUUCUCAUUUAUAUUAAGUGUGCGCAAAGGUCAACCAUACAGUAACGUAGGCUCAGAGAAACAUAUAGCAUCAAAACAGGUGUCCCUGUACUCCAGUGGAUAUGCACAUCAGAUGUAAGUUGCAUGUUUUGUGUUUCAUGUGUUUUGACAGUGAAUCCUUAUUGUUAAUUCAUUUAACUUAAAGUUGAGUAUUAUCUGUCAUACAAACAUCUCAAACCAGUUAAAUAAUGAUCUUACCAAUGCCAGGUCAAUUGUGUGUCUCAAGGUAAUAUGUUGAAUGCACCUGUGGGUAAAUUGUUGUCAGAUUCUAAUUUAUUUGUGAAAUGUAUAUUUCUCCAAUGUGGUUUGCAUGUUUUUUUUCCACCAUUGUUGUUGUAGUCCUGUUGUAAUCUCUAAUAAACAUCAAUAUGUACAAGACAAGCCUAUU
Osmerus eperlanus (European smelt) is the source of this 2569-nucleotide messenger RNA. RefSeq names its product synapsin IIa (gene syn2a). NCBI's taxonomy places the organism in Eukaryota, Metazoa, Chordata, Actinopteri, Osmeriformes, Osmeridae. The transcript has 13 exons. Gene Ontology annotation, molecular function: ATP binding. Gene Ontology annotation, cellular component: synaptic vesicle; synaptic vesicle membrane. The coding region runs from base 159 to 2006 and encodes 615 amino acids. Gene Ontology annotation, biological process: neurotransmitter secretion. The record is from RefSeq and is a predicted model, not a curated record.